Messenger RNA from Chelonus insularis, 4518 nucleotides. RefSeq names its product structural maintenance of chromosomes protein 4-like. The record is from RefSeq and is a predicted model, not a curated record. Lineage: Eukaryota; Metazoa; Arthropoda; Insecta; Hymenoptera; Braconidae. Gene Ontology annotation, cellular component: condensin complex; chromosome. Gene Ontology annotation, biological process: mitotic chromosome condensation. The transcript is spliced from 2 exons. Gene Ontology annotation, molecular function: protein binding; ATP binding; ATP hydrolysis activity. Bases 173 to 4396 code for a protein of 1407 amino acids.
UCAGCAAUGUAUUUUAUUUGUUUAAAAAAUACAUAAAAGAUUAAAUAUUUACUCUAUCGUAAUAAUGUACAAGUGAAUUAUUACAUUUUUUUUAUAAAAAAAAAUAUAUGUUUAUGUGUAUAUAUCAAUACAUAAUAUUCCAAUUCAUUUGCUGGUUGCCAUCUGAUUCAAGAUGCCCGAUAACAAUGGAGACAUUACACAAAAUACUUCUGACAAUAAUGUAGAAGUUAACACUUCUAGAAUUAUCUGUGAUUAUCCAUCUACAACUGAUCAUGAAAAAGGUUGUAUAAUUGAUGGAGACAUUCACAUUCCACCGCCUCCUAUUAAAUAUAAUUAUAAUAAUAAGCAAUUUAAUAACCAACGUUUAGUUAUAAAACAAAUUGUUUGUAACAAUUUUAAAAGUUAUGCAGGUGAAGUAAUCAUUGGACCAUUUAAUGAACGUUUUUCAUCAAUAGUUGGCCCUAAUGGUAGUGGAAAAAGCAAUGUCAUUGAUUCUAUGCUCUUUGUUUUUGGUUUUAGAGCAAAUAAAAUUAGAACCAAGCAUAUCUCAGAGCUCAUUCAUCAUUCUAGUGAAUAUCCUAAUGUAAACAGCUGCACAGUGGCUGUUUGUUUUCAUAAAAUUAUUGAUAAUAAAAAUGAGUGCAAAAAUAAUAUUGAAACUGUUUUAGGCAGUGAAUUUGUUAUAUCAAGAACUGCAUUUAAAAAUAAUACAUCAUUCUAUCAAUUAAAUGGAAAAAAAGUGCAAUAUAAAGACAUAAUAAAUUUAUUUAAGCAUAAUGAAAUUGAUCUUGACUAUAAUAGAUUUUUAAUUCUUCAAGGAGAAAUUGAACAAAUUGCUUUGAUGAAACCUAAAGCUCAAAAUGAACAUGAUAGUGGUAUGCUGGAAUUCCUUGACGACAUCAUUGGCACUUCUAGAUAUAAAAUACCAUUGGAACAACUAUCACAAAGGGUAGAACUAUUGUCUGAAAAUUUGAAUGAUAAAAUUAAUCGACUUCAUGUAAUAGAACAUGAAAGAGAACAGUUAAAAGAAUCUAUGGAGAAGGCUGUAGAUUAUCUAAAAAUUGAAAAUGAUAUUGCCAUUUCAAAGCAUAAGUUAUAUUGUUAUAAAAAAGCAACGCUAAUCAUAAAAUUAAAAGAUAAAGAAAGGAGUGAAAAAGAAAUAGCUGAUGAUUUAAAAAAAUUAAAAGAAAAAAUAGAAUCAAUAUCUAAGGAAAAAAAAAUGAAAAAUGACGAUUUAAAUAAAAAAUCUGAAGCUUGGAAGGUUGUGCAAAUGAAAUCAGAUUCAAUUCGUGCUCAAUUCGAUAAAAUACGCAAUAAAGAUGAAGUACUUUUUGCUGAACUUAAAGAAAUAAAUAAACGUCGAAAGGAAAAUAUAGAAGUCGUUAAUAAUGAAUCAUUCAAGUUACAACAAUUAAAUAUGGUGCCAGAAAAAAAUGUAAAUAUGAUUAAAGAAUGUGAAAUAUUGAUAGAAAAAAAAACAAUCAAUCUCCACAAAGAAGAAAAUAUUCUUGAACAUCUCAUGAGUAAUUUAAAAGAAAAAACUAAACCGUUACUGAAAAAACGAGCAGAAUUUGAAAAUCAACUGAUAAUCCAUCAUAAAGGUGUCGAUCAAGCUAAGGCAACGUUAGAAUUGGUGCAAUCUGAAUAUCAGUUCUAUACAUCGACUCAGAAUGAAGAGAAGAAAAAAUUAGAGGAACUUCACAGAAUAAUUAAUGUAACAGAUGGAAAUUUAAAAAAUCGCAAAUCACAAAUUACUUCUCUUGAAACGAAAAUCCCAGUAUCCAAAAAAAAUUUAAUACUAGCUCAAGAUAAGCUAGAAGAAAUAAAAACGAAAGUCAUGAAAGUAUCAGUUAAAAUAAAAAAAAUUAAAAUACAGAUCGAAGAAAAAAAAUAUACUUUGACCAGAAAUACAUCCAGCAAUAGAGUACUAAAUACUUUAAUGCGUGAAAAAAAAGAAAAAAACAUUUCUGGAAUUUUUGGUCGACUUGGAGAUUUAGGAGCUAUUGAUCUUAAAUAUGAUAUUGCAGUCUCUACUGCUUGUGGACCUUUAGAUAACAUUGUUGUAGAUACAGCGAAUACAGCUCAAUCAUGUAUAGAAUUUCUUCGCAUUAAUAAUGUAGGAAGAGCAACUUUUAUAGCUUUAGAUAAAAUGAAUCGUCUGUUGCCUUAUUGUAAACAAAAAAUAUCAACUCCUGAAAAUGUUCCUCGGUUAUUUGAUCUUAUACGAGUUGAGGAUGAACGAGUACUUCCAGCAUUUUAUUACGGUCUACGAGAUACUUUAGUUGCUAAUGAUUUAGAUCAAGCUACAAGAAUAGCUUAUGGAAGUAGGCGAUACCGAGUGGUUACGCUGAAAGGUGAAUUAAUUGAAAUGUCUGGGACAAUGAGUGGUGGAGGUUCUACAUCUUUCAGAGGAAGAAUGGGACAAUCUGUUGCAGAUAAUAAUUCAUCAUUAGAAAAUAUUGCUAACAUGGAAGAAACCUUAGAAACUUUAAAUAAAGAAUAUCAAGAUUUAAAGUUUAAGCAAAGAUCGUCAGAAUCAGAAGUUGAAAAAUUAAAUAUAGAGUUAAGAGAUAUGAAUGUUGAAAAAGAUAAAUUCAAUAUCGAAAUUAAAACUCUUAGUGAUCAGUUGGCUUUAUCGAAGUCGCAAAUAAAAGUUCAAGAAAAGAAAACAGCUAAUUCGGUUCUUAAUCCAGUAAAAAUAAAAGAAUAUACUAAUGCAAUUGAAGCAGCAAAGACAAAAUAUGAUAAAGUAAAAAAUGAAUCUCAAAGUAUUGAAGAAGAAGUUGUUAAAAUGAAUAAAGAAAUUGAUAAAAUAUUGGGAGGCUCUUUGAAAUUUCAGCGAAAAAAAAUAACAGAGUUAAAAAAUUCUAUCGAUAAAGCCAAAAGUGAAAUUUGUAAACUUCAAGUCGCCAUAAAAAUAUCUAAACGAGACGUAAUAAAAACAGAAAAAAAAAUAGAAACUUUACAAAAUGAAAUUCAGGAAUGUGAAAACAAGUUACAUGAUAUUCAAGAGCAAAAAAAACAGUGUGAAAUAGAUGCUAAACAUUUAUUGACUAUUUUAGAUGAAUGUACAGAAUUAUUGAAAGAAAGGGAUAAAAUAACAAAGUUAUUGGUAGAUGAAUUGAAAGUUUUACAAGAAAAAGAAGAUAAAAUAAAAGCUCUACGAAUUGAUAUAGAACAUAGGCAUCAAGAUAUUAUCCAAGUAUUAAAAAAUUUACAGUCAACGCUUGAAAGCUAUAGAACGAAUAUAAAUAGAAUAAAAUUAAAUAAAAUUCCUGGACAAUGUGAAAUAAUUUUGAAAGACUUAGAUGAAAAUGAAAUUACUACUUUAGAUGAAGAAGUUUUAGUUGAAAAUCUUACAUUAGCUAAAAAAAAAUUACCAGAAUCUAUUCCUAAUAUGCAAGUUAUUGAUGAAUUUUUUGCAAAAGAUGCAAUUUACAUGCAAAAAUCUGAAGAAGUUCUAGAAGCUACCACGAAAAGAAACAAGUUACGUAAAAGCUAUGAUAUGAUAAAAAAAAGAAGAUAUGAUGAAUUCUACGCUGGAUUUAUGGAAAUAACUUCUAAGCUCAAAGAAAUGUAUCAGAUGAUAACAUUAGGAGGUGCUGCUGAGCUUGAACUCGUUGAUUCGAUGGAUCCAUUUACUGAAGGAAUAGUAUUCAGUGUACGUCCACCAAAAAAAUCAUGGAAAAAUAUAAGUAAUUUAAGUGGUGGAGAAAAAACAUUGAGUUCUUUAGCUUUAGUAUUUGCUCUUCAUUAUUAUAAACCAACUCCAUUAUAUUUUAUGGAUGAAAUAGAUGCCGCUUUAGACUAUAAAAAUGUUGCUAUUGUUGGAACUUACAUUAAAGAACGAACUAAAAAUGCUCAAUUUAUUGUGAUAAGCUUGCGAUCAGAAAUGUUUGAGCUUUCAGAUACCUUAAUAGGAAUUUAUAAAACUUACAAUGCUACUAAAUGUGUACCUUUCAAUAUAAUUGAUUUCUUCAAAAGACAUCCAAGUUUGGAGUCACGAGAAAAUCAACGUCUAGCAACAUUGGAAGAGAAGUGUAAGAAGAGACGUUCACAACUCAUAACGAAAAAAUCUGGAAUAAGUAAAUCGAUGAGCUUAUCUAAUACUGAUUUUGAGAGUUCUCAUGAUAAUAAUGGUAAAAGUCUUAAUAAUGAAGGAAUAUGCAGAAAAAAGAAUAGACAAAUUGAUUAUAAUAGUAGAGUAUAUUCAACUUCUCCACCAACAAAAAAACAACGUCGUUUAGCUUAUCGGAGAAAAAUUUCUAGUUCUUCUGAUAAUUUAAGUUCUACAUCAUCAAUCUCUUCAACAUUGAAUAGGGACGAAGCAAUAGCAAUGAAGGCAACUUCAAAGAUUUUAAUGAAAAAAAGAAGAAUAGAUUCUAUUAGAAAAUAAAUAUAUUGUAACAAUAAAAUUGCAAUUUUUUAAUGUGAUUAUUUAUAGAAACAAGUUGAUGUUAUUUCUAUUUUUGAAAUCAAUCGUACUUAAUGUAGCUUUAUAAUGAAUUUUUGUACAUU